Vigna unguiculata (cowpea) is the source of this 829-nucleotide messenger RNA. RefSeq lists its product as uncharacterized. The record is from RefSeq and is a predicted model, not a curated record. NCBI's taxonomy places the organism in Eukaryota, Viridiplantae, Streptophyta, Magnoliopsida, Fabales, Fabaceae.
GCUACUUAACUACUGAAAUUCACACACACCUUUAGAACCCUUCAAUAACAUAUAUCUGUUCUCAAAAUUCUCUUGCUCCUCAAAAUGGAGGCUGCAUACAGAAAGGGCACCAGAGGGUCCUUUAAAGGAAAAUUGGUGCCUUUCUACAGAAACAAUGCACCAAAACCUUCCUCAACCAUGCAAUACAAAGCCACAGAUAUUAAGCCAAAUCACUAUUCUUCUCCUCCUCCCACUCUAGGGUUCGUGGUGCCUCAGGACUAUGCCACCACAAAGAGAGACCCAAAGGUUCGCAUUAAGGUAGCAGAUAGUUGGAGCAAUUUGGAAGAGUUAUAUGGUUUUCCUGGAGAUGAAAGUGUGGACAAAAAGGCUGAAAUAUACAUCGCUAUGGUUCAAAAACGUUUAAUGCUUGAGCGAUUGAACGCAUAAGCAAAUACGUUUUGAGGGAUCAAAAUAUCAACCACCAUAUAGAUUUAUAGUUAUAUAUAUAUAAUAUAUAUAUUAGCUAUAGCAUGAUUACGGUUGCAGGGCCUAGCAUUCAAUAAGUAUACCCUUUUGAUUUGUGCCAUUUGGGCACUUUGUGCAGAGAGAAUACUAUGCUAUGCUGUAAUAAGUAUGCUCAUCUUAAAUAGUAGAGUUUGUUUGGAUUAUGCAGAAAGCUAUGGUCUUAUUUGUAGUGAUUAAGUAUUGUUUUGGUUGUGAAAUCAUAGGGAGUAGAAGCUGAAACAAAUCAGUGCUUUUUCAUUGUGUCAAAUUGUAGGUUCCAAACUGUAAUCCAAACCAGAUAUAAUAGAUGAAGCAAACCCAAUUGAGUUUGCACUUUUCUAUUUGA